Messenger RNA from Lutzomyia longipalpis, 6144 nucleotides. Its product is annotated as organic cation transporter protein-like. Gene Ontology annotation, molecular function: transmembrane transporter activity. NCBI's taxonomy places the organism in Eukaryota, Metazoa, Arthropoda, Insecta, Diptera, Psychodidae. Bases 339 to 1997 code for a protein of 552 amino acids. The transcript has 2 exons. Gene Ontology annotation, biological process: transmembrane transport. The record is from RefSeq and is a predicted model, not a curated record. Gene Ontology annotation, cellular component: membrane.
CGCCGCGGAGUCCCCCGAUGUGGGAAUGUCUGACCACGAUUUCAGUCUCUCGCUGAGCGUCGGCGCGUUGAGGUGUGUGCUCUAGGAAAGCUCUUUUCUUUUCAUUUUUUUUCUCUACCACCACACAAAACGCUCCCAUUUGAGUCACACCACCUUUCUGAUGGCCAAACUUUUUUCCUUCACACACCGCAUUUUCUUCUAAUGUUUUCCCAAAGUUUUUAACAAUAAUAAAUUGUGGGUGAGUGUGUGUGCUGUGGUCUGGAAGUUGUGAUAACAGUGCGUGGGUGAAAGCAGCCCGAUAGAGCAGAAGGUACAGCCAAGAAAAAAAAUUGUGCAUCAUGGGUUAUGACGAAGUGUUACCACAUUUGGGGGGCUUUGGCCCCUAUCAGCGUAGAAUCUUCUUUCUCGUGAGCCUACCGGCAAUUUCGUGCGCCUUCCACAAGCUAGCCGGUGUAUUCCUACUCGCAAAGCCCGAGCACAGAUGCCUUAUGCCCUUUGAGGUGGCAAAUGCGAGCUUUCUCAGUGAUUUCCCCAUGAAUAUGACCUAUCCGUGGGAUGGGAUUAACAACAAGUGGAGCUCAUGCGAGCGACUCGAUGCAAAUUUUACGGAUUCCUACUUUGCUUCGGGACAACCAGCUAAUGCCACCAUUACCUGCGAUAAGUGGGUGUACGAUGAUAGGAAGUAUGAGAGUAGUACUGUAACUGAGUGGGAUAUGGUGUGCUCUAAAUCCUUCCUAACAGCCACAUCGGAUUCCCUCUUUAUGGUGGGCGUCUUGCUGGGCAGCAUAAUCUUUGGUCACUUGUCCGACAAGAUGGGACGAAAGCCAAUCUUUUUCGCUUCUCUCGUCAUUCAGGUGGUCUUUGGUGUACUAGCUGGAAUUGCCCCGGAGUACUUUACCUACACAAUAUCACGAAUUGUGGUGGGAGCCACAACAUCGGGUGUCUUUCUCGUUGCCUACGUGCUGGCCAUGGAGAUGGUGGGACCAAAGUGGCGUCUCUUUGCCGGCACUGUUAUGAUGAUGUUCUUUUCCGUUGGCUACAUGCUCACAGCUGCAUUCGCGUACUUUUUCCCCGCAUGGCGAGAUCUACAGAUUGCCCUAACGCUACCUGGGCUGCUCUUCCUCUGCUACUGGUGGUUUAUACCCGAAUCUGCCAGGUGGUUGCUGUCGAAGCGUCGCAAGGCGGAGGCAAUUGCAACAAUUGAGAAGGCAGCCAAGGAGAAUAAAGUAACAAUUCCCACCGAAGUGUUGGAUAAUCUCAUUGAGCCCGAGAAGAAGGAAGAUGCGGAUAAGCCAGCACCAUCGCUAUUUGAUCUCUUUAGAUACCCAAAUUUGCGUCGAAAGAGUUUGUUGAUCUUCUUCGAUUGGUUCGUCAACAGUGGCACGUACUACGGGUUGUCGUGGAAUACCAACAAUCUCGGGGGCAAUGACCUCUUGAAUUUUGUCAUAUCCGGAGCUGUGGAGAUCCCUGCCUAUGUCUUCCUCCUCUUCACACUCAAUCGCUGGGGCAGGAAGACAAUCCUGUGCGGCUGUAUGCUCGUUGCUGGGACAAUGCUCCUGUUAACAAUGGCCGUGCCUGAAGCACAAAAUUGGCUCAUUAUUCUCCUUGCUAUGCUGGGAAAAUUAGCUAUUACCGCCAGCUAUGGGACAAUCUACAUCUUCUCCACGGAGCAAUUCCCCACGGUUAUUAGGAAUGUCGGCAUAGGGGCAGCAUCGAUGUUUGCCCGUUUUGGUGGAAUCCUUGCGCCGUAUUUUAAUCUCUUGGGGGACAUUUGGAAGCCAUUCCCGCUCAUUAUUUUCGGGGCCAUGGCCUUUGCUGGCGGAUUGCUAUCUCUCUUCCUGCCUGAGACACUUGGACGUACCCUUCCGGAUACAAUUGCAGAUGGAGAGAGAUUUGGGGGGAAGGAUGAUCUGCCUGAGGGAACGGCCGAAGAGAUGGUUGAGCUCAAUAAGAACAGUACAAAUGGGAAUGUUAAGAAGUCUUCUGAGGAGGCAUAAGAGAAGCAUCCACCUUCCUGCUCUUGCCAAAUUCAAACACAGACUGUUGUGCCCCAUACAAAGACAGCCCGGGGAUAGUCUGUGAACAAUUUUUCAUCGCAUAAUAGGAAUUUAUCUAUCAGGCUGCUUAUCUAUCUCUCUGUGCUCGUCAAAUCUCCCUCAAACAUCUUUGGAGGACUUUGACCGAUUCAGAGGCUUGUGAUUUCUUGGCUCACAAUCAUGAAGAUGGGUGUGACGUGGCACAUGUGGCGUCAUUAUUUUCAUGCCAUCUCUCAUGUGCACGCGCAUUCACACAUAAAUACAUAAAUUCUCUUUUGAGCCCUCGCAGGAGUUUGUGAGGGAAGCACGUGGCCGGUGGCGUGACUACAAAAGACAUGAUAGUAGCGCAUGCUUACUCAGAGAGCUACUUAACUUCCCCGUUUCCCCCCCUCACACACAAACUAUUCCAUUUUUAUUCUUUUGCAACACUUUUCAUUCAUGUCUGCUCUACAAGACGCAUAAAUAGCAUAAUUAAUUAUCUUGUUUUACGGGCUAUGAUGACUUUUUUCUAAUCUUCCUUUUAAAUAUAUUUAUUUACAAAGCAGCUUUGCUCGUUAUAUUUUCAGUACAUUCUGUGCUUUAUAUUAUUACAUUUUUUUAAUGUAUAAAAAUAGAUGUUCUUGUUCUCACAAAGUCUGUGGUGCGAUUGCAACAACAACAAAAAACAUGUUGAGAAAUAAGUAUUAAAAUAUUUUAAUUAGGGAACCUUAUUAAUUGGGUCCAUAGAGAUAACUUUUUUUUUAUAUACAAUGCAUCAUUCAAGCUUUGCUAUCUAAGACAUAGUAUUACAAAGAAGGGCGAAAGUGCCCAAAUCGUUUCGGCCCUUCCUCAUUUGAGGGGAAGGUAGAUGGCGCAUGAGGUCUUUUUAAGGAAAUUUGGGGGUAAGCGAAAUGCAAGGAGGACCUUCCUCCCUUUCAUAAGAUCAUUUGCUUUCGAGCACUCAUGGUGAUCACUUGAAGGGCCGCAUGAGCUGAGCGUUUUUUCUAUAUGGACUUUUUUCUAUAUGGACUUUUUUCUUUAUGAACUUUUUUUUUGUACCUACGUUGAGUGGGUUGCAGUAGAGGUGCACAAAAAAGGGCUGAAGGAAGAAAAAUGUACACGGAGUUGAGUUCAGAUCUUGCAACAUUUUUGGUUGUACAUGAGUGGGAAUGAACAGAAAUACAUUUUCUUUCCCUUUUGCACAAUGAGAUCUUCCAAAGUCUCGAAGAGCACAAAUUUUGUCUUUUCGAGCAAAAUUCUGCCUCAAACACGCUGGCUCAUUCAACACGAGCUGAUAUUGUUACUAAUGAAUUUAAAAUACUUGAUAUGAACUUUUAUUUACUUUUUUUUUUUUAAUUUUUUAGAAGUUUCUUUAAUCUCUUUUUGAGUCAACUUUGAAUCAAAAAUUUUCUUCUAAAGGUUAGUAAAAUAUUAAUUUUGAAAACUCCGUGGAAAUAUUAGGUAAAUUAAAAGAAUAUAUAGGUACUUAAUUAAAAAUAAAUAAAUUCAAAAAACGAAAUUGAAUUGAUUAAAAUAUAAUAAUUAAUCAAUAUUUGGCUAGACCAGAAUAAUAGAAAAAUUCUAUUUGCGGAUUUAACCCUCCGUAUACUAUGAGGGGCAGGUGACCAACCCUAGAGCUAUAUUUUGAAUUAUUACGCCUUAGUUCUUAGAGAUAUAAAACCAAGCUUUGAGAAAUAAGUUUUUUGGUUAUCUGAGAAGAUUGUGUUAAAAAUUUUAGGUCAAUCCGACCACCAGAAUAAAAGUUAUAAGGAAAAAAUAUAAAAAGAGGUAAUUCAAAAAUUGGUGUAACAGUCAAAUUUAUUCCAUUUUCUCUUCACUUUGUCACUAUUUGUCUCUUUCUAGAAGAUUCUAACCUCAAAAAAUUAUUGAAAAAAAAUCAUCAAAAAAUCCAUUGAAAAAUUUAUUUUUGUGUUCAAAAUGGAUAAAAGACUUAUUAGGGAGUACCAAGGAGUCUAUUAAAGCUCAUUUGACUGAAAGAUUUUGCUUUUUUGCAAAAAAUUCUAUGGGGUCGGUCACCUACCCCAUUGUAAUGCACGUAAGUGUUUUGGUCACAGUACGGAGGGUUAAGGCGUUUAAGGAACAAAGUGAACAAAACUUUUUAUAAUUUUCAGCGAUGUUUCGGCAUAGUGCUGCUUGGAAUUUAGGAUUUAUUAUUGUGAAAUUUGAAGUAGUACAUCGAGUACAUCAUUAUGUUGAAAAGAUAAUCAGAUUCAUAUUUUAAGAAUAAAAAAGAAUUUUUUUGAGGCUUCUAAAAAUACUUUUCGCAUGUUAAGAAAAAAAUAUUCUAAAAUAUUUUUCUUUUAGCGCUUUUUAAAUCUUUAUAUUUCUUCAUUAGCUGGGUAGUGCAGAAUACGAAACGGAUGAGUGGUUUUUACUGACUUAAAGGGAUUUCUCAGUCAGUAUAAUUAUUUUAAUCUGAACAUGUCACUUGGGGCGAAUUUAGUCGCUAAUGUAAACAGUAUGGAGUCGCUUCGCUCCAAUUUACCUCGCCUCGCUUCGCGGGGAUUAGUUGCGCUUCGCGAAAAUUUUAGAUAAAUUCUAAAAUAUUGGUAAAAAUUAGGCUACUCGAAUGUGGUUUAAAGGGAAAUAAACACGGCUGUUUAAAAUCUUCUGAUAUAAGAGGCCUCUGUAUCAAAUUUCAUCACGAUCGGUCAAACAAUGUAGAGUUGUAUAGCUGUACAGAAUGGACGAUUACCAACAAAUAGACCUUUCUUUAUUAUAUAGAUAGGUAUUUUCUAGCCUUCCAUUCCAAAAAAAAAUAUCAUGGUUGUUUUGUAUGAUUCUCUGUUUUAGUGGUUUGAAAAGUAAAAUACUUUGUAACGGAUUAACAGAUGAGAAGUUAGAUUAGAAACUGCAAAUAAUAUCUUAGGUGAAAAAUCAUUUCCAAUGUCGGAAAAUACCAUCAACUUUAUUUAAACCUCAUAUUCCCUCAAAUGGCUUUUAAAAAAUUCUAGGACGAAAAUAUCACAUUAGAUUGACCUAUCGAGGAAAAUAUCUUGACUUAAUUAUUUAUUAUAUAAAGUUUUCUGUCCGAUAAUCCAUACAAUUUCACACUUAUAAAUCCUAAAGAUGCGACAAAAAAUAUGCCGAAACAUCGCUGAAAAGUAUAAAAGUUGUGUUCACCUUAUUCGUUAAACUGACAAAUAGAAUUUAUAUUAUUCUGGUCUAUAUUUUAAUCAACUCAAUUUUUUUAAUUUAUUUAUUUUUUUAUUUUACUAACCUUUAGAAGAAAAUUUUUGAUUCAAAGUUGACUCAAAAAGAGAUUAAAGAAACUUCUAAAAAAUUAAAAAAAAAAAGUAAAUAAAAGUUCAUAUCAAGUAUUUUAAAUUCAUUAGUAACAAUAUCAGCUAGUGUUGAAUGAGCCAGCGUGUUUGAGGCAGAAUUUUGCUCGAAAAGACAAAAUUUGUGCUCUUCGAGACUUUGGAAGAUCUCAUUGUGCAAAAGGGAAAGAAAAUGUAUUUCUGUUCAUUCCCACUCAUGUACAACCAAAAAUGUUGCAAGAUCUGAACUCAACUCAGUGUACAUUUUUCUUCCUUCAGCCCUUUUUUGUGCACCUCUACUGCAACCCACUCAACGUAGGUACAAAAAAAAAGUUCAUAAAGAAAAAAGUCCAUAUAGAAAAAAGUCCAUAUAGAAAAAACGCUCAGCUCAUGCGGCCCUUCAAGUGAUCACCAUGAGUGCUCGAAAGCAAAUGAUCUUAUGAAAGGGAGGAAGGUCCUCCUUGCAUUUCGCUUACCCCCGAAUUUGCACCAGUCCGCGCGCCAUCUACGUUCCCCUCAAAAGAGGAAGGUACGGAACUCUUGGAUUUUUUCAUCCCUUCAGAGAUUGUAUUACUAUAUUAAUACGUUAUACAAUGAUUCAAGUCUUGAAGAUUUGAGAAUCAUAUUUUUUUGUCAACAUUGUGCGUACUUAUAGGAAUAUUCUUAGUGUAAUCAUUGUACUGGAAGGUCUUUGUAAGUGUAUGUAUUAGAUUUAGUUUAAAAAAAAUCCUUAUCGCUGUAAAUUUUUUAGAACAAAAAAAAACUCUUAAUAAAAUCCACGGCAUUUGUACUAUUCAUGGGAGAAAUAUCUCUUUUUUCUAUUUUAAAUAAAUGGAUUUGUAAUGAAA